Octodon degus (degu) is the source of this 2878-nucleotide messenger RNA. Its product is annotated as zinc finger protein 791-like. The transcript has 4 exons. Lineage: Eukaryota; Metazoa; Chordata; Mammalia; Rodentia; Octodontidae. The coding region runs from base 61 to 2076 and encodes 671 amino acids. The record is from RefSeq and is a predicted model, not a curated record. Gene Ontology annotation, molecular function: DNA-binding transcription repressor activity, RNA polymerase II-specific. Gene Ontology annotation, biological process: negative regulation of transcription by RNA polymerase II.
CUUGCCUUCAGUGAGUGUGUUAUUUAGAGUAACCUGCUGACUGGCCCGCCCUUUUCUGUAAUGUCUACUGACCUGUCUGCUGGCUGUGAGCUACACUGGAAGGAUCCCGGGAGACCCUCAAACCACGCAAUGGAGGCAGUGACCCUGGAAGAUGUGCUUGUGAACUUCACCCUGGAGGAGUGGGCUGUGCUGAAUCCAUCUCAGAAGAAGCUCUACCAAGAUGUAAUGUGGGAAACAUUUAUGAAUGUGACUGCUAUAGGAGGUACCUGGGACAACCAGCAAACUGAAGACGGAUGCAUAAGUAGCCCAAGAAAUCUGAGAAACGAUGAAGUAUUCAAAUUCUGUCAAUAUAAAGCCUGGAAUCAACAUGAAAAAAUAUUUCUUUGGACUCAAAAUGAUAAUGUGAACAUGGAACAAGCUGCUUUAAAGCUACCUGGAAACUUUGCUUGUAGAAAGCCCUUGAUGGGGCAUUUAUCAUUAAAUGUGCCCAUUUUAUCUCAUACUGGAGUGAAGUCACGUGAGUAUGUGGGAUUUGAUGACAAGCUGAGUAAGUGUAAUGACUAUGGAAAAACCUGUAGUGAUCACCAAUCGCUUCAGAAGCAUGCAAUUACAAAGACUGGAGAGAAACACAAUCAAUAUGAGAAAUGUGGCAAAACCUACUCUGAUCUUAGUGAAAGAACACACCCUGGAGAGAAGACCUUCACAGGUUAUAAAAGAGUGAAAAUCUUUGGCACUCCCAGUGGCACUGAAAAUCAUGAAGGAAUUCACACUGGGAAGAAAGCAUAUGCAUGCAAGCAAUGUGGGAAAACCUUCAAUACUCAGAGCUGUUAUAUAAUUCAUGAAAAAUUUCACAUUUGGGAAAAACCUUAUGUAUGUAUUCAGUGUGGAAAAGGAUAUGCUGAUACAUCUGCAUUUAAUAGACAUAAACGAACCCACACUGGUGAGAAACCCUAUGUAUGUAAGCAGUGUGGGAAAGCAUUUACUUCACGGAGUUAUUGUAAAAUACAUGAAAGAAUUCACACUGGGGAGAAACCCUAUGCAUGUAAACAGUGUGGAAAAGCAUUCACAAUACAGAGUAACUGUAAAAUGCAUGAAAGAGUUCAUACUGGGGAGAAACCCUAUGUAUGUAAGCAGUGUGGGAAAGCAUUCACUACGCACAGUUAUUGUCAAAGCCAUGAAAGAAUUCAUACUGGGGAGAGACCAUAUGUGUGUAAAAAAUGUGGGAAAGCAUUUGCUACACAGGGUUACUGUCUAUUGCAUGAAAGAAAUCAUAAUGGGAAGAAAACUUUUGUGUGCAAACAAUGUGGAAAAGCAUUCACUUCACAGAGUUGGUAUAAAAUACAUGAAAGAAAUCAUACUGGGGAGAAACCGUAUGUAUGUAAACAAUGUGGAAAAGGAUUCAUUGCACACAGAUAUUGUCAAGAACAUGAAAAAACUCACACUAGUGAGAAACCCUACAAUUGUAAGCAAUGUGGAAAAAGAUUUGGUGAUAAAUCUGCAUUUCGUAGACAUACACAAACCCACACUGGUGAGAAACCCUAUGUAUGCAAGCAAUGUGGGAAAGCAUUCAGUAGAAAGAGUUGUUACAAUAUACAUGAAGAAAGUCACAAAGGGGAGAAGCCAUAUGUGUGCAAUCAUUGUGGGAAGGCAUUCACUACCCAAAAAUAUUGUCAAAUACAUGAAAGAAUUCACACUGGGGAGAAACCUUAUAUAUGCAAGCAGUGUGGAAAAGCAUUCGCUACAAAAAGUUCUUAUAAUAUACAUGAAAAAAGUCACACAGGGGAGAAACCUUAUGUGUGCAAGCACUGUGGGAAGGCGUUUCUUACACACAAAUAUUGUCAGACACAUGAAAGAAUUCACACUACAGAGAAGCCUUAUGCAUGCAAUCAAUGUGGGAAGUCAUUCACUACACACAAAUACUGUAAAAGACAUGAAAGAACUCACACAGAUGAGAAACCCUAUGCAUGUAAGCCAUGUGGAAAAAGAUUUGCUAGUGAAUCCUCCUUUUAUAGACAUAAAUCUCACACUGGAGAGGAAUCCUAUGGAUAUAAGCAACGUGGGGAAAGCAUUCAGUGAGCAUAGUUUUUAGAAACUACAUGAAAGAAGUCACAUUGAAAAGUGACCCUAUAUAUGUAAGCCUGUUUUGAAAAUCCUGCAAACACUCCUCAUACAGUGGAUACCAAUAUACAUUAAAUGAAUAGUUUGAUGUCAAUAUUACUUUAUAAAUUUUCUAGAAAACAAUCAGAAGGAGAUAGCCUAGAAUGUUUCUCUUCUGCAUUUUUCUGUAAAUCACAUAUAAAUAUCUGAACUAUAUCUCUGUAGUCUUUACUAUAAAAAUUAACAUAUUUUUGUGUAAGUCAUUGUCUUUGAAAUGAACAUAUAACUUCUAAUGAAACAAGGUGAGUUGAAAUGCAUUUUUCACUUCCAAAUAGGGUUAGUAUUUAUGUAGUUUUGAGUUUUUAACAUUGGGGGAUAUAGACCACUAAACAAUAAAUUUUUAUUAAUUAUAUUUUAAUUGAUGAAUUUCCCACUAGAGAUGAUUUUAACUGUGUAUAUACUUCAAAUUCUUUGUAAAAAAGAUCAUUUUGAAUUUCAUGUUAUGUAUGUAUAUCUUAUAUAUGUGCAUAUUUAGAGACAUGUGAAUGUGUGCUUUUGACAAAGUUCACUUGUUUUCACACAACUUGUAGAUUACUGGAUGCUUUGUUUUUUAUAUCCUAACAAAAAGCCUGAAUAUAUCCCAGCAUAAUUAUAUUAUUUCACGUACAUUAUUUCACCCGUUUUACUUUCAGGUUUGGGGUCAUUAUUAUGUUUUACAUAAAAUUUUAUUUUCUUACCAUCACCAUUUUAUUUUUAUGGUUAUAUUGUUGUGACUUCUAAC